Molecule: messenger RNA, 954 nt
Organism: Acanthosepion pharaonis
Lineage: Eukaryota; Metazoa; Mollusca; Cephalopoda; Sepiida; Sepiidae
Source: the annotation of a GenBank genome assembly
AUGUUUCCCUUUCUUCUUCUUCUUCUUCUUCUUCUUCUUCUUCUUCUUCUUCUUUCUUUCUUUCUUUCUUUCUUUCUUAUUAUUCCUCCAAAAUUGUCUUUAUUUCUCACUUUUUCUCCCUCUCUCCCUCACUCUCACUCCCAACCUCUCUCUCUCUCUUUCUCUCUCUCUCUCUCUCUCUCUCUCUCUCUCUCUCUGUCUUACUCUCUGUGCUAUUCUUGUUUUCACUUUCUUUCUUCUAUUCCAACUUACCUCGCUUCUGGUGCAUUUUUACUUCUACAAGAGCGAGUCUUAUUGCUUUUCCAUCUAAUUCUUUCUUUCUUUCUUUCUUACUUUAUUUCUUUCUUUCUUUUUUUCUUUUUACCUUCUUUCUUUCGAUUAAUUAAUCUUAUUCUUAAUUACUUUUUUUCUUACUUUUUCGCGAUUUUUCUAUAUUUUUGUCAUUUGCUCGCAAUUUAUUUUUUUCUUAUCUGGAUUUCUGCCUAUCCAUAUUCCUUUUCUCUUUUAUUUUUUUUUUCUUUCUUUCAUUUAUUUGUACAUUUUUAUUCAUUCAUUUCCCUUUUUCCUUUUCCUCAUUUAUUGUUCUUUUUUCUGUUUCCUUCGCUUACUGAUUAUUUACGUUUAUUCAUAAUUUUCCCCAUUUUCAUUCAUUCCUUCUUUUAUAUUAUUUCGCCGUUUUCAUUUUAUUAUAAUGUUAUUGUUAUCAUUUUUUGUUUUUCGUUCUUUUUUUUCCUUCAUUCAUCCUUUCAUUAUUGUUCGUGCUUCCGUUUUCUUUUUCUUUUAUUCUUUCUUUCUCUUUCAAUCCAAAUAUUUGUACUUUCUUUCUUUCUUUCUUUCUUUCUUUCUUUCUUUCUUUCUUUCUUUCUUCACUUGAUUUUGAAUAAUCCGACUCACCGACUUUGUUUUUAUCUAUCUAUCUAUCUAUCUAUCUAUCUAUCUAUCUAUCUAUCUUAA